AUGGCGCUGCCUGCUGUUUUCCUUGCUGCAUUCCUGCUGUUAGCAGCCACAGCAGUUCAUGUUUCCGGUCAACCAGGUUUUCUGAGCAUUGACUGCGGAAUGGACACCGCACGCAGCCCCCGCCUGGACACCACGAGAAACAUCACCUACGUCUCCGACGAUCCGUACGUCGACGGCGGGGAGAAUCACAAGGUUGAAGUCAAUCAAGAGAACCCCGCUCAGGUCAUCAUCUCCCUGCGAACACUGAGGAGCUUCCCUUCCGGCGAACGGAACUGCUACACGCUCCCCACCGAGAGGGGUGCCAGAUACGUGAUCCGGAUGGAGUUCAUGUACGGGAACUACGACGGCACGAACAGCUGGUUCUGGUUUGACCUGCACCUGGGCACCAACUACUGGACCUCGGUCGAGGUCCACCGCACGACCGCAACCACCUACUGGGCGUACGAGGCGGUGUUUGCCGCGUGGGCGAGUUGGGUGCCAGUGUGCCUGGUGAACACCGGCCACGGCACGCCGUUCGUCAGCACGCUGGAGCUGAGGCAGCUCGGCGCCUUGCUUUACCCGGACGUCAACGCUGACCAGCCCAUGGCCACAUACUUCAGGGCAAGUUUGGGGACAACCAAUUUUACCCGGUAUCCAAAGGACCCAUAUGACCGCAACUGGUGGGCGCCCGCCUACACGUCGUACGUACUGCCCGCCAACUGGGCAUCAACAUGGGAUGACAUUUCUACCCAAAAUAGUACCAUCGCCUAUGAGGCUCCGGACAACUACGCGGUGCCCAUCCCUGUUCUUCAGACAGCCAUUACUACUGUCAAUGACACGGUGUUGAACGUCGCGACAUGGAACAAUCUUUUUUCAUCAUUCAAGGUGUUCCUGCACUUCACCGACUUUCAGACGAGCCAGAUCCGGCAGUUCGACAUCAAGAUCAAUGAACAACUGCUCGGCAGGUAUAGGCCCAAGUACCAAACCGCUUCUAGCGUGUCGAGUUCUGGCUGGUCGAACACCACCGACGGCAACUACAGUAUCACUCUUGCAGCCACAAGUGCCUCUGACCUGCCCCCAAUGAUUAGUGCAUAUGAGAUAUACACACUCAUCCGUAACGUCACUUCCAGAACGUUCUCCAAGGAUUUCGAUGCAAUGAUGGCCAUCAAAUACGAUUAUGGAGUAAAGAAAAACUGGAAUGGAGAUCCAUGUUUACCGGCCAACUAUACAUGGAAUGGAGUGAAAUGUAGUGACUCCACUGGUACUACGAGGAUAAUCUCUUUGGAUCUGUCCAAAAGUAACUUGAAUGGAUCGAUAUCUGAUAACUUCAAAUUGCUCACAGAACUCAAAGUCCUGAAUCUGUCUGGAAAUAGUUUCAAUGGCUCAAUUCCGUAUACCCUCUGUAAAAACAAUGGAGGACCACUUGUUUUCAGAUCUGAAUCUGGUGAAGAUAUGUGCAACAAAAUAAUAAGUCCACCUCCAUCAAAAAAUAAAAUAGCUAUAAUAUCUAUUUCAGUAGUGGUUCCCAUUGUGGUAUUGGUUGUACUUGUUAUUUCAUGUUUGAUCUGGAGAAGGAAGAGAAAGCCCCAAAUCUCUACAUAUGAUCAUCAAAAUGCGCCAAAACCUAGUAGUGCUGCAGUAAGCAUAAAAAGUCCUGGGGAUCACCUGCACAAUUCUGAAAAUCGCCAAUUCACAUACAAGGAGCUUGAGAAGUUUACUAAUAAAUUUGAACGGUCCAUUGGACAAGGAGGAUUUGGUCUCGUAUACUACGGCCGUUUAGAAGAUGAUACUGAGGUUGCUGUCAAGAUGCGAUCUGAGACAUCGUCGCAUGGGCUCGAUGAGUUCUUAGCCGAGGUCAAUAGCUUGACAAAGGUGCACCACAGGAAUCUAGUUUCUUUGGUUGGUUACUGCUGGGAGAAGGAUCAUUUAGCACUUGUUUACGAGUACAUGUCUCAAGGCAGUCUUUGUGAUCUAUUGAGAGGAAAAAGAGGUGCUGGUGAAACCUUGAGUUGGGGGAUGCGUGUACGAAUUGUGCUUGAAUCAGCACAAGGCAUGGACUAUCUGCACAAGGGAUGCAGCUUGCCAAUAAUUCACCGGGAUGUGAAAACCAACAACAUUCUCUUAGGUCAAAAUUUGCGAGCGAAAAUAGCUGAUUUUGGACUAUGCAAAACUUAUCUCAGCGACAUGCAGACUCACAUAUCAACCAAUGCAGCUGGAACAGCAGGUUACAUGGACCCCGAGUAUUACCACACUGGCUGGCUCACUGAGAGCAGCGAUGUUUAUAGUUUCGGUGUUGUUCUACUUGAGGUAGCCACCGGAGAACCUCCAAUAUUGCCAGGCCAUGGCCACAUUGUUCAACGUGUGAAACAGAAGAUUACCAGUGGUAACGUCAGCAUAGUAGUUGACGCUAAGCUAGGAGGUGCCUAUGAUGUCAACUCCAUGUGGAAACUGAUUGACACUGCCAUGGCUUGCACAUCGGAUGCUGCUAUUCGAAGGCCAACAAUGGCUGUCGUGGUGGCCCAGCUGAAAGAAAGCCUUGCGUUGGAAGAAUCUCGCGAGGAUAAUAGCGUCUUGGGAAGCUUCACGAGUACUGCUGAAGCCCCGGUGUCCACAUAUGGUCCAUUAGCAAGAUGA
Lolium rigidum is the source of this 2613-nucleotide messenger RNA. RefSeq names its product probable LRR receptor-like serine/threonine-protein kinase At1g51860. The transcript has 12 exons. Gene Ontology annotation, molecular function: ATP binding; protein kinase activity. NCBI's taxonomy places the organism in Eukaryota, Viridiplantae, Streptophyta, Magnoliopsida, Poales, Poaceae. The record is from RefSeq and is a predicted model, not a curated record. The coding region runs from base 1 to 2613 and encodes 870 amino acids. Gene Ontology annotation, biological process: protein phosphorylation.